ACACCAGCUCGAGCUCAGAAAAUUCAAACCGUCGAGACGCUCGACCGCUCUCAACUGCCAUUGAAGAGCUACUGUGUGAGAGAUAAUGUCAAAUAAGAGGCAUGUUUGCGUUAUUUGGGCGAAUACAAACGAGGUCAGGAUAACUACUGAACAUUUUGACAAAGAGAAAAGCCUGCUGUUGGAUUCGGAGAGGGUUGGGCUGGUAGAGCACGGAUUACUCGACAUUAAGAAGCCCAAAGACAGAUGGAGGGCUUACCUGCCAGAGACUCGACACUGUGUGGAUUCUUAUAAUUCUGAAGAAGAGAAACACUCAGACUGGAAUAGAGCGUCCGGUCAAUUUCAAGAGGAAUCUAGGGUUUCUGAAAAUGAAGAAAGUGAAGAUUUCUGAAAGACCAAAGAGUCUGCUGAGAUGGGGGAGAGAGGGCUGCUCAUCCUUCUGCUUGCAGGGUUUUGUGUGCCUGCUUACAAUCAGAUCAUUAAACACGUGUUUGUGAAUACUCUGAAGAGCUGGUCUGCAGCUCAGAGCUACUGUAGAAAGAAUCACACAGACCUGGCCACUGUGCACAGCCAGGAAGAAGCACAGCAGCUCUUAAAUAUUGCAGGAGCUUCUCUCAAUACUUCUGCCUGGAUCGGGCUGUAUCGUGAUGGCACACAGAACUGGCAGUGGUCUAACGGCGAUGAUGUCAUCUACAAAAGCUGGACAAAAGACCUCUUCUGUGCUUCAAUCAAUUCAGUGGGACAGUGGGAGGACAGUGUCUGCUUUGAGACGAAAGCUUUCAUGUGCUACCAAGAGACCAGCACCAUCACUGAGAGAUACACCCUUAUUCAAGAACUGAAAACCUGGACUGAAGCUCAGCAGUACUGUAGAAAAUACCACACCGACCUCGUCAGUAUAAAGAACACCAGUGAAAAUGCAGACCUAGUGAAGAAAGCGCAGGGCAAGACCUUCUGGAUAGGCCUGUUCAAUGAUCCCUGGAAGUGGUCACACCAGGGGGAUAACUACACAUUUCACUACUGGAACAAUGAGGAACCAAACAAUGCGGGAGGCAAUGAUAAAUGUGUGAGGAUGUUCAAGAGUGGCACAUGGGGUGACAAAGACUGCAGCGUUCUGUACCCUUUCUUCUGCUAUGAUGAUCCAGCCCCCUCAGACCCUCCUUCAACACGACUCUCUGAAGAUCCAGCCCCCUCAGACCCUCCUUCAACACGGCUCUCUGAAGAUCCAACCCCCUCAGACCCGCCUACAACACCACUCUCUGAAGAUCCCAAAACCACAAGCCCCCCUUCCACUCCAGUCCCUCAAGAAGCAGAACCUUCGAGCCCCCCUUCCACUCCGGUCUCUCAAGAUCUAACCCCCUCAGACCCUCCUUCAACAACGCUCUCUGAAGAUGCAACCCCCUCAGACUCUCCUUCAACAACGCUCUCUGAAGGUAUGGAGUCAAAUCCUGGAGUCAGUUGAAUUUAGGUUUAUGACUCACUUGAAGAAAUAGUGACUGGCUAGUCUGACCUAGCUGACAAAAAUACAACUUCAGCUAAGCUGAUGAUUUUCAUUGUGAGCAUUGCCCUG
Acipenser ruthenus (sterlet) is the source of this 1564-nucleotide messenger RNA. Its product is annotated as putative C-type lectin domain family 20 member A. Lineage: Eukaryota; Metazoa; Chordata; Actinopteri; Acipenseriformes; Acipenseridae. The record is from RefSeq and is a predicted model, not a curated record. Bases 410 to 1456 code for a protein of 348 amino acids. The transcript is spliced from 12 exons.